Vigna radiata var. radiata (mung bean) is the source of this 1938-nucleotide messenger RNA. RefSeq lists its product as uncharacterized. Gene Ontology annotation, molecular function: zinc ion binding. The transcript has 5 exons. Lineage: Eukaryota; Viridiplantae; Streptophyta; Magnoliopsida; Fabales; Fabaceae. The record is from RefSeq and is a predicted model, not a curated record. The coding region runs from base 1 to 1938 and encodes 645 amino acids.
AUGGUGGAAGAUAUUGGAAGGGGGUUGUCUGAUGAUGAUUCGGAGUCAGAACAGUUGUUAACUCCAGAAGGUAGUGAAGGUAGUGGUAGUAAGGAGGAUGACAAUGCUGCCAAACCAAGUCCAUGUCCGUUUCCUAAAUUUGGAAAGCAAAAGUCAAUGGUAGACUACAAAUGGGAAGUUGGUACUAUUUUUAAUGAUAAGGAGGAUUUUAAGGAAGCAAUUAAAAACUAUGUUAUUCAUACUGGGAGGGAUCUUAAGUUUGUAAAGAAUGAUAAGCGUAAGGUUCGGGUACAAGAUAUACGUAAUAAAGCACUUAGGAAAUGGAACACCAAGGUCUCAAUUUCCAAAGCAAGAAGGGCCAAGUUAAUGGCAACAAAUGAACGUGAAGGAGACUUUAAAGAGCAAUUUAGAAGGAUUCAUGACUAUGGACAUGAGGUCUUGAGAAGUAACCCANGUUCAACUGUUAAGAUUAAAGUGAACAGUGAUAAUGGUGAGGCCAUUUUUGAAAGAAUUUACGUAUGUUUGGAUGCAUGUAAGAAGAGUUUUGCAAGUUGCAGGCCCAUCAUAUUUUUAGAUGGUUGUUUUUUGAAAGGUAUAUAUAAGGGAGAGUUGCUAACAGCAGUUGGUAGGGACCCAAAUGNCCAAAUGCUUCCCAUAGCAUAUGCAGUAGUUGAAGUUGAAAAUAAAGAUAGUUGGAGUUGGUUUUUGCAAUUAUUGAUUGAAGACCUUGGUGGUAAUCAAAUAUGUAGAGCAUGCACGUGGAUGUCUGACCAACAAAAGGGGUUGCUACAUGCUAUUGAAGACCUUUUGCCUAAGGCAGAACAAAGAUUCUGCAUAAGGCACCUAUAUGCUAACUUUAGGAAGCAAUUCAGUGGUCAAAUACUGAAGAAUUUGAUGUGGAGUGCUGCAACAAGCACGUACCCCCAGGCUUGGGAGAGAGAGAUGCUGAAGAUGAGAGCAGUGAAUGAGGAAGCUUAUAAAUACCUCAUAGGUAUUCCACCAAGGUUUUGGUCAAGAUCUAGAUUCACAUCUCAAGCAAGUUGUGAUAGUCUANAUAACAACAUCAGUGAAGGUUUCAACAGUGUCCUCAUUCAUGCUAGAGGAAAACCAAUAAUCACAUUGCUGGAAGAUAUUAGAGUUUAUUUGAUGAAAAGGUGGGCCACGAACAGAAUGAAGGUGGCAUCUAUGGAUUUCAAUGUUUGCCCAAAGAUCAAGAAGAGAUUAUUAAAGGAAUCUAAGUUGUCUAGAUAUUGGAUUCCAAGCUGGUCUGCAAGGAGGAUUUUUGAGGUUAGGCAUGUGUCAGCUGUUGGGAACAAGUUCUCAGUGGACUUGGAUGCUCGUGAAUGUAGCUGUAGGCAAUGGAUGAUCAGUGGCAUCCCAUGUUGCCAUGCAGUAUCAGCCAUGCAGUUUAUAAAUUUACAACCAGACACUUUUAUACCAAUUUGGUUCAUGAAAUCCACAUACGAAGAGACUUAUGCAUCCAUCAUUUAUCCUGUGAAUGGCCACCUCCUAUGGGAAAAAACAAGCUUCCCUGAUAUAAUGCCACCAGUAAAGAGGAAGAUGCCUGAGAGGCCAAAGAAGAAAAGAAGAUUGGACCCAUGGGAGCUAACCAAGGAUGGAACCCAGAUAACUGUUGGUGGGCAUAGAAAGAAAUGUAGCAUCUGUCGUCAAUUGGGGCACAACAAAAAAAUAUGUCCUCUACGUCCACCCAUCAUAGAACAAACAGAACCAGCAAGUGACCAACCUCCUCAGCCACAAAAAGCACCAAGUGACCAACCUCCUCAGCCACCAGAAGCACCAAGUGACCAACCUACCCAGCCACAAGAAGCAGCAAGUGACCAAUCAACUCAGCCUCCAGUACCAACACAAGAUUCCAUGACAGAACCAACUCCACCAAUACUUAGGAAAAAGUUAACAAUUAGAAGAAACGUUGCAUAG